Molecule: messenger RNA, 1413 nt
Organism: Penicillium maclennaniae
Lineage: Eukaryota; Fungi; Ascomycota; Eurotiomycetes; Eurotiales; Aspergillaceae
Product: putative oxalate decarboxylase
Exons: 6
Coding region: 1-1413 (470 amino acids)
Biological process (GO): oxalate metabolic process
Source: RefSeq, a predicted model, not a curated record
AUGAAGUUCGAGAUAUCAUUAGAACAGCUGUGCUUGCUCUCCGCUCUUCUUCCUCUUGUUGAGGCUGUGCCUACUGGCAGGAGCAGCAAUCCUUCACUGAGAGGAAGUGAGGCUUUGGUUGGAUACUCGCCAACGGAAAAUGUUGCCACCGGAUCGAAGCCUGACAUCAAAUACAGCUUGUUGCCAGGACAGAAAGAAAAUCCUGAUCUUGGUGCUUACCUCGAUUUUGAGAAUGUCGAGAAUCCUCAACCAAUCCGAGGCUCCACCGGUAGUGACGAUCCAGGUCCUCGAAACUAUUACUAUGACCGGAUUAAUAGUGACAAGCUCGCCCCUCCUGGCACUGAUAAUGGUCAAACCAUCAAUGCACAACUUGGAAUCGACAAUGCUGGCUGGGCUCGCCAAGAAAACACGGUUGUGAUGCCAGAUGCCACCCAGAUGGCUGGUGUCGACAUGCGGCUUGAGCCUGCUGCGUACCGUGAACUUCAUUGGCAUGUUGCGGCUGAAUGGUCGCUCGUCUUGAACGGAUCAUGCAGAAUCCAGGUAUAUUCAUCAUUUACUUGCGCCAAUUGUCUAUGUUGUACUCACGAAUCUCGUCAGGCUGUGAAUGAGAACGGCGAAACCUUUAUUGAUGACCUUUCAGCUGGAGACGUUUGGUUCUUCCCACCUGGUAUUCCCCAUUCCAUUCAAGCUCUGGAUGACGGCGUUGAAUUCCUUUUGGUCUUUGACCAGGGUGAUUUCAGCGAAGAUAACACGUUCCUCGCUACAGAGGUCUUCCUCCACACCCCCAAAGAAGUCCUAGCCAAGGACCUGGGGACUACUGUAGCAGCAUUCGACGAUAUUCCCGAUGAUGAGCUUUACAUCUUUGCCGGCACAGCCGCCCCCAAGGACAUCGAGAAACAGAAUGUGACUACAGCGUCUGGAUUCAUCCCCGCACCGAGAGCUACUCGUAUCAUUUCUCUGAGCAAGAUGCGCACGAAGUCGCUGAUUGUCGACCCAUUGACAUUCCCGGUUGCCAGCAACUUCUCUGCAGCCAUCGUCACCGUGCACCCUGGUGGUAUGCGUGAGAUUCACUGGCAUCCGACUAGUGAUGAGUGGACUUUCUUCAUUCAGGGACAAGGCCGUGCAACUUUGUUCACCGCUCCAAAUGCGGCGACUACCUUUGAUUACCGUGCUGGCGAUAUAGGAUAUUUCCCCAAGUCUAACAGCCACUACAUUGAGAAUACUGGUGAGGAGGAUCUGAUAUUUGUCGAAGUACUUCAGGCCAGCCAGUUCACUGACAUGGCCCUUGGACAAUGGAUCGCCUCUACCCCUCGCCAGAUCGUGAAGGAUACUUUGAAACUUAGUGAUUCUACUCUCGCCUCACUCAAGACGGAGAAGCAAUAUGUUGUCGCUGGCUCUAAUAGUACCGCAUAG